AUGGAUCAUAUCGAGCCUGUCGAUGGUUCUAAUGGUCCUUCUGCAGAAGCUCCGAGGCCAGCGUCCACGACUCAACCGACGUCAUUGCAGCGGCGACAACGUGCGACCUCGCUCCGCUCUCGCCGCCCGACCAUCCGCCUUCAGCGCCUACCUUCUUUGGACAACGCCAUCCCCCAAAUCCAGCCGGCUGUCUCUCCGGACGCUCGUAAUGCUUCAACCAUCAAUGUCGCAUCGCCCCCUCCUGCCAAAGGCACAGAUGAAGACGCAUGGCAGGGAAAUCGUCGCCGCAGCAGUUCCGAGCCCCGGCCGGCAGGUGGUCUGCUCCCAAUCCAUCCACCCUUCCCCGGCUCCCGCCAGACCAAAUGCAUACCGUGA
This is a messenger RNA of Aspergillus bombycis, 375 nucleotides long. RefSeq lists its product as uncharacterized. NCBI's taxonomy places the organism in Eukaryota, Fungi, Ascomycota, Eurotiomycetes, Eurotiales, Aspergillaceae. The coding region runs from base 1 to 375 and encodes 124 amino acids. The transcript has a single exon. The record is from RefSeq and is a predicted model, not a curated record.